AUGAAGUACAUCAUUAUUGUAGCUACCCUGGUGUCCGUGGGCUUAGCUGAUGUAAGCAGCUUCCAGCAGUUUCAACAUCAACCGAAUUAUUUACAACAAGUUCAGCCUAUCAAUUCAUUAUAUGCAAAACAACAACAACUACAGCCAACCUACCAACAACAAACAGUCCAUAAUACCGAACCUAUUCCCAUAGUUAAUCAGGAACAGGUCAUCAAUCCCGAUGGAUCAUAUAAGUGGAGUUACGAGACAGGAAACGGAAUUUCAGCUGAAGAGCAGGGCUACAUAAAAAACCAGGGAAUACCUGAACAAGAGGCGCAGACGGCACAGGGCCAAUAUCAAUAUACUGCGCCUGACGGUCAAGUUAUACACGUCCAAUAUCUGGCGGAUGAAAAUGGGUUCCAGCCACAAGGUGCCCACUUGCCAACAGCACCGCCCGUCCCAGCCGAGAUACAAAAAGCUCUAGACUUCUUGGCCACGCUACCACCUCCGGCACAUGACACUAGAGAAUACAUCAGACAUCCUUGA
Molecule: messenger RNA, 525 nt
Organism: Bombyx mandarina (wild silkworm)
Lineage: Eukaryota; Metazoa; Arthropoda; Insecta; Lepidoptera; Bombycidae
Gene: CPR45
Product: cuticular protein RR-1 motif 45
Cellular component (GO): chitin-based extracellular matrix
Molecular function (GO): structural constituent of chitin-based larval cuticle
Source: RefSeq, a predicted model, not a curated record